GAGAAGGUAAAUACACGAAGAGAACAAAUGAAAUUAUGUUGAUAGAACGAGACAAGGAUUUAAAACAAUGGAGGAUGUAAGGGAUGGAGAUUUGAGGGUACCUUUAAUCUCCUCUCUCUUCUUCGUUUUGGUAAUCAUCGGUGGUAUUUUCCUCACUUUCUACGUUUUUCUACCCAGCAUCGCCCAACCAUGGUUUCCUGUAGUUGCAUUUCUUCUGAUAGGCUCUCCUUGGGCCUUUUGGAUGUUGACCUAUUUGUAUACGUGCUUCAAGGGUACUUGUUGUCCUAGAGAAACUUCCUACCCUUACGACGUCCAUCAGAAUUAUUCAAGGCGAGGGGGUCCUGUUUAUCCAAUGCCACCUCGUCAGAAUGCUAUGAUCUCAAGCCAAGACCAAGCCACGGGUAGGCCCUUAUCCAAGGAUAAACCCCCAAAGCCACAGCCACAGCCACAGCCACAGCCACAGCCAUCAGGUGUUGGUUCAAGGCAUGUCCACUUUGGAGAGGUGGUGGUGGUAGAAAGUGACGGAAGCAAGGUUAUCCAUGAAAUGGAUUCUUGGACAAAUCCAUCCAAGUUAGUCGUAAUGGCACCACCGAAAGCUAGAUCAUCUUGACAUGUAAACUGAUUCAUGUUUGUUGUUACUUCCUAUCUAAUUAUCCAUAUAUUGAUGUAGAAUUAUGUUCAAUUAAAAUGUGAAUUAUAGAUUCAUAAAAAGAAUCAAAAUGCAUGCCCACGAAUUUCAGAACUGGGAGGGGAGAAGCUCAGACGAUAUAUAGCUUGUUAGAAACAAGGAUGAUAGGUUUGCUAUUUUCUCUACUGUCUAAAAAGAUGUAUGUGAAGCUUUCUGUUGACAAAAAUCAUAUGCACCACGAUAUAUUGAUAAUUAAUUAUCCAUGCAUUGUUGAAUC
Lactuca sativa (garden lettuce) is the source of this 905-nucleotide messenger RNA. The record is from RefSeq and is a predicted model, not a curated record. NCBI's taxonomy places the organism in Eukaryota, Viridiplantae, Streptophyta, Magnoliopsida, Asterales, Asteraceae.